Thyridium curvatum is the source of this 2325-nucleotide messenger RNA. RefSeq lists its product as uncharacterized. Bases 1 to 2325 code for a protein of 774 amino acids. The transcript is spliced from 4 exons. Gene Ontology annotation, molecular function: DNA-binding transcription factor activity, RNA polymerase II-specific; DNA binding; zinc ion binding. Gene Ontology annotation, biological process: regulation of DNA-templated transcription; DNA-templated transcription. The record is from RefSeq and is a predicted model, not a curated record. Lineage: Eukaryota; Fungi; Ascomycota; Sordariomycetes; Thyridiales; Thyridiaceae.
AUGACUGAUCACCGCGGGCAUCUGCCCAUUGCUCCAAACACGGGCGAUGACGAUGACGAGCACACUUCCGUGUCGCUACAAGAUUCCUCGAAAAAGCAGACCUUCCGGCGCCGUUCGCGUCGAGCUUGUCUCUCCUGUCGAGCCCGCAAAGUCAGAUGCGAUGUAGUCGUACAGGGCAUUCCUUGUGGCAACUGCAAGUGGGACGACACCGAGUGUGUCGUCCUCAACCGAAGACGCAAUCGCUACUACCACGGCACUCCUGCUGGACCAGAGAUUCUCCCGAAGAGUGAUGCAUCGACAAAAGCACCCAGUCCUCCCGCGCAAGCCACAACCGAACAAAUGGCCACAGGCCAUACGUCCCAGUUCAUCCAAUCCUCGGAUGGUACCAGCCCUCGAGUCUUUUCACCACGGCAUUCGCCCACUUACGAAACAGGCGGGCCGCUCUCUAUUCCCACUAUCCCAGAAUCGCCUGGUAUCCUUAACCUCCUUUCUACAACGCACAACUGCAUGGAGAACACAUUCAAUACCGCUUCAGGUAUAUCUUCUACGCCAGCAUCCUCAGGUUGGUCGAAUGAGAUGAUCUUUGGGCAAGUCGUAACAGGCACCGAUUCAUUCUCGAUCCCCAAGGAAAAUGCCCCCUCAAAGCUGCCGCCAUUUAUCGCACCUUUUUCGACGCAGAUCCCAGCCGAAGACUUGGCCUAUCUAUCUGCGAAAGGCGCCCUGAAACUCCCCGAAAAUACCCUUCAGACUGCACUACUUCGGUCGUACUUUGAUUAUGUGCACCCGUUCAUGCCCAUUCUUGACCUUGAACGCUUCUUGCGGUCCGUAGCAACUCAAGAGGGAGAACACGAUAGGACGAGCCUUUUGCUCUUUCAAGCAAUCAUGUUCGCCGGAACGGCCCAUGUCGACAUGGAUCACCUACGCAAAGCUGGGUUCCGCACGCGCAGACAGGCCCGCAAGACUUUCUUUCAAAGGACGAGGCUACUUUACGACUUCAACUGCGAACCAGACCGCUUCAUCAUCGUGCAGUCAUUGCUCCUCAUGUCGCUGUGGUAUGAGACGGCCGAAGACCAUCGCAAUGCAUGGCACUGGAUCGACGUGGCGAUAUCCCAAGCAUUCGCUGCAUGCCUGCAUCUGGAAGCAACCCCGACGAUAGACCCAUCGCAAGCACAGUUGCGCAGGCGGGUCUGGUGGGCGUGCCUCAUCCGUGACCGUCUCAUUUCCAUGGCCAUGCGCCGUCCUCCGCGCAUCAGAGACAGCGAUAUUUCCGUCAGCAUGCUCCAAGAAUCGGAUUUCUCGACCGAUUUAUCCCAUGUGCCCGAGAGUUGGACCGCGAUAUGCUCCUACGCGAAUCAACCCGCCCGGCGUCAUCACCUCGCACUCCUAUGCGUGGCCAUGGCUCAACUAUGCCGAUCCUUGCGCUACCAGGUGCCCAACCACUUCUCCAUUUUCGAGGAGAAGAGCAUCGGUGACGCGGUCCGAGGGUCUGUUGGUCCGACCGAAUUGAUCUUGCGUGAGAACGAGACAGAGGUUGCCUCCUGCCACGAAGAUCUCUUGGCAUGGUAUAGCAAGCUGCCAUCGCACUGCAGACACCGGCCCACAGGCUCAGUGACGGAUGCGGAGGACGAGAGCAUCGCCAUCCACUGCGCGGUGCUGCACAUGGUAUUCUACACCGCCCUGGCCGGGCUGUACCACGCGCGGUACGUGUCCCUCAUGAGGGCCGGGCCGGGACGCUACCUGUUCGAGUGCGAGAUGGCCAAGAUCCGCAUGCAGCACGCCGCCGCGCAGAUCUCGGACAUCGCCGGCGACCUGAACGACGCCGGGCUCGACCGCCUGCUGCCGUCGGCGGGCGUCACCUUUGUCGUCACGGCCGCCGUCGCCCACCUGCUGAUCGUGAAGCAGCGGGGCUCGGGCGACCGGGCCAAGGCCCUGAACGGCUACCGGCGCUGCAUGCGCGCGCUGCAGAACUUGCAGGACAUGUACGGCGCUGCCGACGUGGCCCGCGACGCUAUGGAGUGGGCGUUCUUAGACGAGACGCCCAGCCUGGUCGGCGACGUGUCGACAGCGACGCCCAUCUCGGGAACCGAGGCGUCGCCGCGUCCGCGGUUGGGAUCGACGUUCAGCGCUAGCGAGCCGGUCCCAGACCCGGAGUACACGUCCAUGGAGCCGAGAUUGGACACUGGGAGAGCAUUCGGAGAACUGGAUGGCGAGAAAAUGCAGAGCCCUUCGUUUCUGUUGGAUGGUUCGCAGCCUGAGCACGAUGAAUGGUAUGGAAACAACACGCAUGGAUUUGAUUCUUUGGACGAUGCUAUCACAGUACCAUGA